Trifolium pratense (red clover) is the source of this 1121-nucleotide messenger RNA. RefSeq names its product F-box/kelch-repeat protein At3g23880-like. Gene Ontology annotation, molecular function: protein binding. NCBI's taxonomy places the organism in Eukaryota, Viridiplantae, Streptophyta, Magnoliopsida, Fabales, Fabaceae. The transcript is spliced from 2 exons. Bases 3 to 1007 code for a protein of 334 amino acids. The record is from RefSeq and is a predicted model, not a curated record.
GCAUGGCGAAGAAGAUGCUAUAUCUUCCUUUUGAAUUGAUCAUUGAAAUUCUUCUGAGGUUACCAGUGAAGUCUCUACUACGUUUCAAGUCCGUUUGUAAAUCAUGGUUUUCUCUCAUCUCUAAACCCAACUUUGCAAAUUCACAUUUUCAAAUUACGGUAGCAACACGUACUAGUAGGAUUCUCACCCUAACACAAACUCCACCUCGUAAAUUUCAAUCUAUAGACUUUGAGAUUAAUAGUGAUUCUGUUUCACUAAACCAUAAUUUUUUGCCUCCACCUUAUACUUAUUGUCAAAUUAAAGGUUCAUGCAGAGGUUUUAUCUGUUUGUACAGUUUUAGAGACAUCUGGAUAUGGAACCCAUCAAAUAGAUUUCACAAACAAAUACCUUUGUCUCGUUUUGGUUCCGUAUUACAUAACUUUACAUAUCAUCUAUAUGGUUUUGGUUAUGAUCAGUCAAGAGAUGAUUACGUGGUGGUUUUAUUGACCUGUUAUCUAAUAACUAAUUUUUCAUGUGUUUUGGAGUUUUUCUCGUUGAGAGAUAAUACAUGGAAUGAAAUUGGGAAAACUCACCUCACUUAUUUGAAUACUUGUCAAUGCAAAGCAGGGUCAUUCAUUAAUGGGGUUGUUCAUUGGAAAUUAUUCGAGAUGCCUCUUCCAAAUGAUUUUCACCAUUCUCGUGAAAACUAUGGUAUAUGGGUAUUUGGAGAAUUUCUCAGUCUAUGGGUUAAGGAUUAUCCUAAUAAUACAACUGAAAUAUGGGUGAUGAAAGAAUACAAACUGCAUUCAUCAUGGACUAAAACUCUUGUAAUUUGUGCUGAAGGUGGCAGUUCUUUUUAUAAACCUGUAUGUCGUACAAAAAGCGGUGAUAUUAUUGGAAAAGAUCACGAUAGAUUGGUGAAGUAUAAUGAUAAAGGACAACUGUUAGAGUAUCUCCACAUAGAUCGGUAUGCAGACGACUUGGCCAUGUAUACAGAGUCUCUGUUUUCACUCCCCGGUGAACUUUGACCAAGCAAGAAGAAGAAUGAGGUUUGAAAUAUUCUCCAUUUUUUUUUCUUGAUAUUUAUAAUUAAUCAUGUUGUAUUAUGAAAUCUCAGCUGGCUGCAUUUGUCAUAUUUGUAU